AUGGCUGAAUCGGAUCCGGACCGGGAAGCCCGCCCGGUGACAAGGUCCAUGUCCUCUAGGCCCACUGCACCUCAACCCGAUACCUCUGAUGAGCCCCGGCAGGGUCAGGAGGUUGAGUCUGCCACGAGCCAACCAAUCAACCCUGAGGCUCGCUCAAGUUCACUGUCCCGGGCCAGUACCCCCUAUUCUCCCCGUUAUGAUCCCGAGCCCCAGCAGGAGAGGGCCAUCGAAGCCUCCAUGCAAGAGCCAGCUGCCUCCGCGCCACCCGAGCCCCAGCGCGGAACAGCUGACGGCGGAUCUCAAGAGUCCCAGGAAAAUGAGGACGCACCCGCGCCGCCUCCGAAGCGAAAGCGCGGACAAAAUAACGACGCUGAGACGCAAAACACCAAGAAAGGGGCUGGAUCCGCGCCGUCCAAGCGCAAGCGCGUGCCAGAUAGUAACGAGUCUCAAGAUUCGCAGGACGAAGACACCUCGGCGCAACCUCCUAAACGAAAGCGUGGGGAGAACAACGACGACGAGACGCAAGGUACCACGAAGAAAAGGGCCGCGUCCGCAGCGGCCAAACGGAAGCGCGGAAAGGAUGACGGCGACGGGCCCCGAGCCACCAAGAAAAGGGGCAAUGACGGAAACAAAGACGCUGAUGCCGAGCUUGACGACGACGACGACGACGACGACGGUGACGAUGACGAUGACGAUGAAGAGAGUGAGAAAGGGGAUACGCCACCGCCCAAGAGGCCCAGGAAGCCCAGGAAGCCCAGGGGCAAGAAGGUCCAGCAGGAUGCGGGCGACAAGGAUGGCGGCAACGAGCCCAAGCUCAAGGCGUGCAACUUUUGCACAAACGAUCCCGAAGGACAGCGCAUGGCAGCAGCAAGGCCGUGUGACUGGUACAUGGUCGGCAAGCACACGAUCGAGUGCACCAACUGCGCCGACCACCGGCUCGCCAACCCCGACUCAGACCACCAGUGCAAGAUCUUGAGGAGGAAGCAGGUCUGGCGGCGAUACGCCACCGAGGACCGAGACGACUAUGCUCCGUCCGCCUGUGACCACUGCGUCGCCAACGGCAAGGAGGGUGCUUGCGACGUCGACACCACCCUCGGAUACUCGUGCGGCAAAUGCCUCAAGACGGACUGCCGCGUCAACGGGCAGUUGAUGGAAAAGCGCCCCAACCUUCGCCAGGGCUUCGAGCGAUGGUUCCGCCAUGCCUGCGACACCUGCGACAAUCGAAUUGCCAAAAAGGGCGAGCCGGGCUGCAGCUGGCUUGGGGACCGCAAGUCCUGGACGAGACGAUGCACACGCUGCGAGAAUAACAAAAUGACCUGCUGGAAUGGCGGCUACCUCGUCGCACACCCGCCCGAGCCCAAUAUCCCGACAGCCUGGACCGUCACGCACAUGCUCAACGGCGGCUGGGCCGAGCUCCGGGGCGGCUCGCCGUGGCGGAAAAACUGCACCAACUGCGCCAUCAACCGCAACCACUGUCGAGCCAUGGCCGACGCGGCCACGAACGCCUGCAACCGGUGCUUGCAGAUGGGCCUCGACUGCGUCGACGACGCGGGAAACAGUUAUCCUCUCCCUGAUCUGAGCCGCGUCGGCUUUGGGAACUUCAUGCCCUUCAGGGCUUGCAGCCGCUGCAUCGCCACGGGACGCAACUGCGACCGCCAGCGACCCUGCGACUCGUGCGUGCAAAACGGAGAGGCUCACCUGUGCGACACCUUCAAGAUUGGUGACAGCGCCAACUUGAACUGCCACAACGGGCGGCUCGACCCUCCACCCGGGCCCAUCUACUACCUGGCUCUCGGGUACGGCGCGGGAGGCGUCAACGACCCCAAGGACGGAAAGAAGCUCGAGCACUGGAUCGGCCCUGGCUUCCCCGUAUAUUCGAUGCAAGGAGGAGAUGACAACAACCGGAUGGGCGUCGUGGCGACCGCAGAAGAGAUGGCGAGGGCUAUGCGACCGCAAGGGGCUCCUCCCCAUGGCCACCGUGGUGGCGCUCUCGAGGACACGCGCACGAGCCAGAUCUCGGUUCAAGACCUUGUCCAAAUGCUGAGAAACAACUGGCCGGAGGCGAAUAUUCCUAGCCAUUACGAGAAGUACACCGAUGCAGUGGCCGCCGCUAUGGCAAAGAGGGUCAGCUACGCUGACGGCAGGGCCCCGAGACGGCGCGGGACUACUCGUACUCCUGGUCCUGGUGCUGCUGCUGCCGCCGCCGCCGCCGCUGCUGGUGCUGGUGCUGGUGCCAGAGCUAGUUCCAGUGCUAGUGUCGGUGCCAGUGCUGAUGCCGGUGCCGGUGCUGAUGCCGGUGCUGAUGCCGGUGCCGGUGCCGGUGCCGGUGCUGAUGCCGGUGCCGGUGCCGGUGCCGGUGCUGAUGCCGAUGCCGGAGGAAACGAUGCCAACUCCAACCAAGUAACUCCCGGGCACACAAACGAUGAAGGGCCCCCAGGAGACGCGGGCCAGCCGGGAGACGGGCGUUCUAAAGAAGACGAAGCAAACGAUAGCGAUGAGACAGAGAUCGACCCCAACGCCGCAGGCGGCGGCGGCCACGACGACGACGACGACAAUGACGACAAUGACGACAAUGCAAACGACGGCAGCGGAGGAGACAGGGGUGGUGGCAGGCGAGGCGACGAGAACGACAGAGAUGAUCGCCACAGCGGCAAUGAUGGCCGGGAAAGCCCCGAAGGGAGAGACGACGCAGACGACGGCGGCGGACGAGACAGACGAGACGGCAGCCAAGGCGGCGACGAUGGACUUGACCCCGGCAACAGCGGCAACGAUGGUCAAGAGAGACCAGAGAGCAGAGACGACGCAGCUGGAUUGGACGAUCCGCUAAACGCCCCUGAUGACCUGGUAGACGUCCCUAUCGACGAGGUAAACGACGUUGCCGCUAGGAUAAACGCCUUGAUCGACUCGGGAAUCGCCCCUGAAGUCCUGUGGAAUGCGAUUCGUAACCGACCGCAGGGUGACCAAGAGCAGCAGGCUCCCGCCAGCGAUGCAAACCCGGCGCAUGGGGUCGUAAACCGGCCAGAAAGGGAGCCAAACCGGACCGACGACGGCGCAAACCAGGGGAGCGAUUUCGACAUCUCCGAGUUUGUGAAUCUCUCGCCGGAAUCAUUAAAAACUCAACGAACAAGCGAAAAAGAAGGCUCUUCCAGCACCCCCGAAAGACCAGCAAGCAGCUCUGAACCAGGCAGCGCAAGACCAGGCGACCCUCUGCACCCAGGGCCGACAAUGGGCCAUUCCGGACAAGACAACGCCGGCCGGCUCGUCGAGCCCCCAGAGCAACGACAAGUCAGCGCGGUGCGAGACAGGCCAGGCAGCAGGGCCGACGAGGCGCCCGAUGCCACUCCAGGGCUGCAGAACACCAGCAGCGCCCCCGCCUCGUCCAUUGCCACUCAGCAGGCGCAAAGCAGCGGCCGCGGCCCCGGCUCGCAGCCCCAUGUCGCUCGGCAGUCGCAGGACGACAGCCAGGCAUCGCGUUUGCAGGAUGAUGCAGAGACCUCAGCGGGUCCGGCCCAGCGUCCGGCCAACGCCUCUUCGCGCUUCGUUUGCCUGUUCUACCGACCCGGUCGUAGGAACCGCCAACGUCGUGGGCAAGCCUAUGAGGCUGGACCCCUGCUUCCUCGGCAGCUUCCUGCUCCUUCUGCCGCACCCGGUCCGUCGUCGUCGUCUACUUCUUCACAGUUUCCUCCCACGCAGUCUCUCGCAGGACAGUCUUCUGCUCCGCAAGCUCUCGUCACAGAGCCUUCAGUCCAAGGCUCUCUCGUGCGGUUCGGCAGGUGGAACAGAUAUAUAACACCAGAGAACUUGGGCACGUUGAACGACGUCCACAGACGGUCCACAGCCGGCUCCAGCAACCAGGCCAGGGUCACGCUCUUCGAGGAGAGCCACUCGUCGGUCAGGCGGAGGAACCAAGUCUUGAUUCGCAACCACAUGGAAAAGGUCCCCCUGAUGAUUCAACCAGCCAACUCAGCUGGCAAUAAGCCGGACGGCACCAGACGGUGCGACGAGCCGAACCUCGAAGGCAACGGCAAAUGCGACCGCCCCAUCGCCAACCACCAGGUUUGCGCAUCGCUGGACCACCCCGGCCCGUCGGGGCGAGGAUGGGGCGUCUGCGACCCCUGCGCGCAAGACAGUGCCGACGUCGUCGUCGGCGUCAGGCCCGGGUGGAGGCGCGUCGAGCCGGAAGAGCUCCUGAAGAUGCGGGCCUACUUCUGCAACGGCUGUGCCGUGUCAUAUAGCAGAAACAUGGGGUCCUUGCGCCGCCUUUUGCGCCACGGCGCGCGCACCAUCUGGGGAAGCGACUUCACCGACGGCCUCGAGGUCCAGGGCACGCUGACGGUCAAUGGCAACCCCGUCCACUUCCACAGAGACGCGCGACCGGCCACGGGUUGCGCGUGCGCGACCAAGAUGUUCCAGCAGCGCCUCUGCCGCGAGCACCGCUGCUUCUACAUCGAAAAGGCCCUUGCCAGCGUGACCACGGUGCGCAAUUGGCGCGACGAGAACCUGGGCGGCGAGCGGUGCGCCGGAUGCCUCCUUACCAUGUCGCCGGGUGAGGCAAACGUCGGCAACGGCCAUCCCAGCGCUUACGGCCAGCCCGUGGCGUGGAUCUGCAUGCAGUGCAACGACGCCGUUGUCAACCAGACGGGCCCCGGGCUGGUUCCGGGAUGGGAGUCGUGGUUCUCGCAGGCCCCGCAGGGCUGGGCGGCCGUGACCAACAAGGCGCCGGGAGACCCUGAGCCCAUGGAGGGUUAG
Hirsutella rhossiliensis is the source of this 4749-nucleotide messenger RNA. RefSeq lists its product as uncharacterized. The transcript has a single exon. Lineage: Eukaryota; Fungi; Ascomycota; Sordariomycetes; Hypocreales; Ophiocordycipitaceae. The record is from RefSeq and is a predicted model, not a curated record. Bases 1 to 4749 code for a protein of 1582 amino acids.